Caenorhabditis elegans is the source of this 3587-nucleotide messenger RNA. RefSeq names its product Nucleotide-diphospho-sugar transferase domain-containing protein. Bases 2355 to 3512 code for a protein of 385 amino acids. The transcript has 14 exons. NCBI's taxonomy places the organism in Eukaryota, Metazoa, Nematoda, Chromadorea, Rhabditida, Rhabditidae. The record is from RefSeq and is marked reviewed.
AUCAUCGUCUUUCUAUUUGAAUGUGACUCCUGGAAAUUGCGGAAAACGUGGAUUCGACAGUUUGAUGUCACUAAAAUUUUGAACUAUACAUUUACGACCAGCUUGGAAAAUCAAGUAUUUGGAACACGUAUGGUGGAGGAGAAAUUCGAACAAUUUUCCGGGAUCCAACCAUUUACCUUCGCCAAAAUGUUCACACGCACAUUGGAGAUAUUAGUUUUCUAGAAUUCAGAGAAGAGUUGUACAAAAAAUAUGGCUACAACUUAACUAUACCAACAUACCCAUUUGUGACCGUGGAAUCCAAAUUUCCUACAAACUGUACAUGGGAGUUCACAGAUUGGUUGGAGCAACAAACAAGGCGCACUGAUCGUCGGCCGAGAGCGUAUAUUCCAGACGGAGAGCAACGGGAUUACUUGAUGAAUAAAUACAGUGGGCUAUCAUAUAAAUAUGUCGAUGAAAGAAAAAAAAUUGAAUAUGACUUAUAAAAGUUGGGAUAACAUUGCAGAUAUCGUGACCUGGCACGCAAGAGACGUGCUCAGACUGGUGGAUGACAUGUCUGGAAUUUCCAUGCAUUACGCCAUGAAGAGAUAUUAUCUAUCUGGAAAGCGAGGGCUUGUUCUAGGAAGUGAUCACCCAAUCGUAGAAGUUCAAGCUAUACAAAAUGGUGCUUCUCGAAUAUUAUCCAUUGGACAGGUUGCUAGAGAAACAGAAGACAUUUCUACUUCAAGUCUCACAGACUUUGCUAAAAAUUUCAAAAAAUUUACGAAUGCUUUUGAUUUUGUCGCAAGCUACGGGGUCAUCGAGACAGUUGGUUUGGGAAAAUUUGGAGAUGUUCUGGACGCGUUUGGAGAUCUUCAAAUGAUGGCAAUGUUGGGAUGUUCAUUGAAAAAAGGAGGAUUGUUCUUUCUUGGAAUCCCAAUUGGAAGAGAUGCUUUAAUUUUCAAUCAGAAAAGAAUUUACGGGCAUGCGAGGUUACCCAUGUUGAUUGCAGGAUUCGAAUGGAUUGACACGUUUUCGGAAGACAGUGAGGCAUCUAUUGAAAUAACGGGACGAGAAAUCGAUAAGUUCCACAAAUUUGAGCAUUUCCGAAGAACUUUGGUUUUACGCAAACUUUAAUUUAAAUUAAUUUGAACUUCUAUAUUUUUUACUAAUUUUCUAUAAGCAACCAAUGCAAGCAAUUAAAGCAAGCAACAAACUAUGAAAAGUCGGAAAUAUCAAAAAAGCUUUACGGGAAAAAAGAGGGAAAUGCCGAUUCAUCGGGUAGAUAGGCUUCACGGUUUUCAAGCAUUUCUAGUUUUUUUGGAGAUUAUUUUGGCGAUAUGUAGCACAUGUAACAGAGACAGCUUCCCGUGGAUAUUUUCCAAAUGCGUUGAGAUACGUCACCUGCACAAACAACGUGCAUGUAUUUUUGCAAUAAUCAAUACUAAAUGUUUCACAUAUUUUCUUCUAAUAUUAAUUGUUCUAAUUUGAAUCUAAAAUUGUUUCUGAAAAGCACUUAAUUUUCCAAAAUAUUCUGCCGGCUCUUAUUUCCUUACUGUUUUUUUCGUUCGAUAUCUUCGAAAAAAAAUCUUGAAUCUAUCUGAAAUCGUAAAAUUUAUAUUUGUGAAAAAACUCAAAAGCACCACUCUAUUUUUCUGGAACUGUUGUUCAUUAUCAAUAAUAACGACUAUUUUUUACAAUCUCAAAAAAGGUUCUUUUCGGAUUUUUUUUUGAAAUCCUUUAAAUCCUUUAAAUCCUCUUCUGAAUUUUUUAACUGACUAAGAAAUCUUUUAAUCUACGUAAUUUUAUAUUUUAACUUAAACUUGCAAAUUCAUUUGCUCACCUCUUUUACAUUUCAUACAUAUGUUUUUUUCUUGAAAAUUUCUUUAGAAUCUUUGAUUUACAUAAGGCGGAAAAAUUACACAUUUAAAAAAACGGGAACAAAAACUGUAUACUCGUAACAACUUAAAAUUUAAAUGCAUUAAAAGACAUCGUGACCUGAAAAUAAUAUCAUCUUUUUGAGAGCUAAAAGGUGAAAUUGGUUAAGAAAAACUUCACAUAUUUCCAACAAAAAAAAUCUAAAUUAUGCUAAGAAGUUGCAAGGGUGCGUUCGGAAGUUGCGGCAUUUUUGCCAAGGACUCCUUCUGUAAGUGACCAGUGUCCACGCCUCAACGUAAUCUCGAGAUCACCGAUAAAGUCCAAAUUACGCAAUCUACUAUAAUAAGCCAAAAACUUCCAUACAUCCAUACAUAAACUGGAUAUCCUCUGCUUUCUUGCCCUAUGUUUCCACUGUCUUCUGUCUGAAAUAACUGCUCCCUUUUCAUUCAACCUAUACUGUUUGAAGAAUGGAAUCUAAUAAUGAAGAAUGUUGGUUCAGAAUGUUUAUCAAUUUUUGCAAGUUACAAAAUAUUUUGAGGAUUCUCGUUGUUGUUUCAUUAUUUGGUUUUAUUAUUAUAAUCGACUAUCAGCUAAGAGCAAGGCAAAGAGAAGAGGAGCUAAAAGUCUUAAGGAGUCUAUAUUUAGCGGAUGACCCUGAGGAAGGCAGAACCGUUGGAUAUGAAAUAAUUGGAGACACUAUUCGAUACAGUGUUGUCGAGAAACCCAAAAUUGCAAUAGUUAGCAUUUUAAGAUCCCUUGAACAGACAAAGUAUUACGACAUUGCUAUCAGUACCGUAAAAUGUUACGCCAAGAUUCAAGGAUAUCACUACAUUUUAGCAGUGGAAAAAGAUUUUGAAUGUUUCCAAAAAGAUCAAUUCUUUCGCCGUCAUUGCAUUGUUUCAAAGAUUCUUCCCAACUUUGACGCCGUGCUAUUUUUAGACGCAGAUAUUGGAGUUGUUUAUCCGAAACGGAGAAUUGAAGAAUACAUGUAUCAGAAUUUUGACAUAAUUUUCUACGAUCGAUUUUACAACUGGGAGAUCAUGGCAGGCUCUUAUUUGGCGAUGAAUACGCCGUACGCAAUUAAGUUUUUGCACGAUUUUGCAAAUUAUGAGAAUACUUUACCGGAUAGCUUUCAUGGAACGGAUAAUGGAGCACUUCACUUUUUCAUUGCCGAGCGUUACUUCCCUGAAGAAAUGUACACUAUCGACCUUUGCCGUAAACCAUACAAAUAUUCAAGAGAUUUCAAUGAUGUGUUCACUUAUGAAGCAUGCCUUCGUGGAAUCCUCGGAGCUAGAACUGAAUUCGAUCGCGUGAAAAUUCUGAAAAAGGGCACGGGAUGGGCUCGUGAUAGUUGGAUAACCGAUGGAGUUUGGAAUAAAGAAAUUGGAGAUUUCAUGCUACAUUCAUGGAAGACAAGCCAACUACAAACAAUUCCAAACCGGAAAAUUCGACCAAAAAAGACAUCAAUGUACGAAUGGUUCAACCCACUUAUCGGUGCAAUUCAUCUCGACAAAUGCCAUCCGAAGAACAUGUCAUGGAAUUACGAUGAACGAUUGUUAGGCGACUCUGAGGAGAUGAUGCAAAGUUUGACAGAAUUCAGAAAUCAAGUAACAAAACAACAAUUUCAUUUCUACUACAGAAUGAAAUCAUUUGUCUGAAUUAGUCAAUUCUACUUAAUUAUUUGGUUUAAAAAACUCUCAAUUGAACGGGUUAAAAUAAAAUUUGUCGAUUUU